Dibothriocephalus latus is the source of this 690-nucleotide messenger RNA. Lineage: Eukaryota; Metazoa; Platyhelminthes; Cestoda; Diphyllobothriidea; Diphyllobothriidae. The record is from the annotation of a GenBank genome assembly.
AUGGCUGAGGAAGCUCAACUGGAGCUCCUAAAUCAUAAGUUGCAGCUCCAGCAGGUUGAAGCCGCUUUAGAACUUGAUAAGGAAAAUGAGGAUCUGCUUAAGUUGAAGAAUGACCUAGAGGAGGUCAUUAAGCUGACGAUUGAAUUGAUUGGCAAGCCGGAAAGUUCCGAGGUCAAGUGGAAUGUCGGAGAUAUGUGUAUGGCUAUGUGCUCUAGGGAUAAACUCGAGUAUGACACGACCGAUGUCUGCCAGGUCAGUCUAGCCUUCUGUCUUUCUACUGUUUCUUUUGUACUUACUAUUUAUGGGCCUCAGUGUUCUCGUCCGCAACAUAAAGAGGAGCUAGCCCCACUCUUAGGGAGUAUCAUGUUAUCCCUAGAACUAAAUUUGUCACCUGAAGCCACUCUCAGGCGUUGCAGCUCCAGUGCAGAGAACAAACACCGUGCAGUCGAAAAGAAAAAGAUGAAGAAAAUGAAGGUAUCACAACGCAGAGAAGAGCUAGAAAAGGCGUGUGAGCGCGAGAAGAACCAAUGGUUGAACUUCAACAAGAAAAUGGUCAAGACGGGGAAAAUUAGGAAAAGUAUAUUUGCGUCCCCGGAAACCAUUGAUGGCCGUGUGGGUAUAGGCACUUGCGGAAUUGCUGGCCGACCAAUGACAAAGUUUAACACUCACGCCAGGAACGUCCGCAAAUGA